Messenger RNA from Gavia stellata (red-throated loon), 953 nucleotides. It is a transcript of the gene GLTP, whose product is annotated as glycolipid transfer protein. Gene Ontology annotation, molecular function: ceramide 1-phosphate binding; ceramide 1-phosphate transfer activity. The record is from RefSeq and is a predicted model, not a curated record. Lineage: Eukaryota; Metazoa; Chordata; Aves; Gaviiformes; Gaviidae. Gene Ontology annotation, biological process: ceramide transport; intermembrane lipid transfer. Gene Ontology annotation, cellular component: cytosol; membrane; cytoplasm. The coding region runs from base 1 to 633 and encodes 210 amino acids. The transcript has 5 exons.
AUGGCGCUGCUGCUGGAGCACGAGUUCAAGCCGCUACCGGCCGACAAGCAGAUCGAGACGCUGCCCUUCCUGGAGGCCGUGGCGCACCUGCCGCCCUUCUUCGAUUGCCUGGGGACUCCCAUCGUCUACUCGCCAGUCAAAGCAGACCUGACGGGAAAUAUCAAGAAAAUCCGGGCAGUUUACGACUCCAACCCCGCCAAGUUCAAAACGCUGCAGAACAUCCUGGAGGUGGAGAAGGAGAUGCAUGGCUCAGCCUGGCCCAAGACGGGCGCAACACUGGCGCUGAUGUGGUUGAAAAGGGGCCUGAAGUUCAUGCUGGUGUUGCUGCAGAGCAUCUCCGAUGGCGAGCGGGACGAGGAGCACCCGAACCUCAUCCGCGUGAACGCCAUGAAGGCUUACGAGAUCGCGCUGAAGAAAUACCAUGGCUGGAUGCUGCAGAAGCUUUUCACGGGUUCGGUCUACGCUCUCCCGUACAAAUCGGAUUUGCUGAAGGCGUUAGAGAAGGGUAAAGAAGUCAAAGAGGAGGAAAGCAUUGAGAAGAUUCAUCAAUUUCUCUCGAGGGUCACCCCCAUCCUGGAUGCAAUUUAUGAGAUGUACACGAAGAUGAACGCCGAGCUGAGCUACAAAGCCUAAAGCUCGCACGGACUGGCAGGGCUUAAACAAGGUGUGACGGGUGCUACCUGUGUCUUAAUCGCUGAGGCAGCUGGGGCGGCUCCUGGCUGUCAGGUGACUUUGAUUCUUAUCUGGAUCUGCAGUGGAUAACCUGUUUUCUUAAAAAAAAAAAAGGAAAAAUUAAUUUUCUAUUGAGAAUACAGCAAUAAAACAGUUGUACCCCACGUCAUCGCAGGAUUUCCCAAGCUUUUGUACUAAAGAGGAAAAACAAGUGUUUCUAGUCCUAACCGCCGGGUUUAUGUCUACCGCAGCACCGGGAAUGAAGCGUGGCUGGCGGCAGC